AUGGCUUCGAAACGCAGCACGAGAACGUUUCUCGACGACUGCCACCACGCCGACGUCGAGGUCUCUGGCACUCCGUCCUGCUGUGCCAGGCGAGAAGAGAAUCCAUCCAGCCUAUUUAGCGAGACACAAAGUAGCAACUCCGCCCGACGGGAAUCCAGGGAAGCCAGUCUCACCGUUGAGACGCCUCCUCCUUUGCCUCCGAUCCGCAAACAAGGCAUUGCUCCGUCAAAAGUCGACCAUCCGCCAUCCGCAUCGGGACGACCCGAUCGAGGCCGAGACUUGCGGCCACUCGGCCUCAACCUCCCAAGUCUGCCCACGACCCCCUCGUCCAUGCAACGGACCAUUCCAAUGGAGGGCCGCCCUCCCAAUUUUGGCGUCGUCGUUCCUGGGGUCUAUAGGAGCAGCUACCCCGGGCCUGAAGAUUUUCCGUUUAUUCAGCAGCUUGGUCUCAAUACUAUGGUAACCCUCGGCCAGAAAGAUGAGCUUGACGAAGUAUACAGCAACUUCCUCACUGUCAAUGCCAUCCGGCAUCACAUCAUCCCCAUGAAGGGCACAAAAAAGGAGAGAAUUCCCAUCCAAACCAUGAGAGACAUCCUUCGAGUCGUCCUCGACCAACAACACUACCCGCUUAUGAUCCACUGCAACCAUGGAAAACACCGCACUGGCUGUGUCGUGGCCGUCAUCCGCAAGGUUUCCGGCUGGGAACUCGACACCAUCCUCGACGAGUACAAGGCCUACGCCGCGCCCAAGAUCCGCGACUGUGAUGUGCAAUACAUUACCGAGUUCGAGCUGUCGGAAUUGUCAAAUCUCUUUGUGCACGAAGCCAACAUGCGUCUUCGCGUCCGGAGGUUUUUCCGGACGACCGUCUUCGCUUUUGCCGUCUUGUUCAUUUGGGCUGUGUCUAGCAACAGGAUUUCCUACUCGGCUGAAAUUGCUGGGACUCUGGAGUAA
Messenger RNA from Sodiomyces alkalinus F11, 951 nucleotides. RefSeq lists its product as hypothetical. Gene Ontology annotation, molecular function: inositol diphosphate tetrakisphosphate diphosphatase activity; phosphatase activity. The transcript has 3 exons. Lineage: Eukaryota; Fungi; Ascomycota; Sordariomycetes; Glomerellales; Plectosphaerellaceae. The record is from RefSeq and is a predicted model, not a curated record. Bases 1 to 951 code for a protein of 316 amino acids. Gene Ontology annotation, cellular component: cytoplasm. Gene Ontology annotation, biological process: protein dephosphorylation.